AUAAAUAGUGCAAGAAUUAGCUAUGUUAGCAUGCUGAACUCGUAUGUUAAACACAUUAUAGGAGCUAAACAGGAGCUUGAUAGCAUUGUGAGCAUGUUAGCAUAAAGCUAAUAGCCUCAGUCCAGCCUCUCAGAGAAUGAACACAUGAACACACAGUGACCUUAUUGAGUAACAGCCAUAAAAGCCAUUGAUUACCUUUUACAACAUGCUAACAGCUCCUAAGCUACUUGCACACGUUACAGACGAGCUGUACCUCGACUGAAGCUGCUUCUUCUAUCUUCAAAACAACAUGCUUCACUCAGAGGAGGAGAUCAUGUGCUGUAGUUAAAGGACAGACAGUAAGAUGAUGCUUCUGUGGCUGUUUUCUGCCUUUUCUCUGGUGUUUUUGACCCCAGUGUGUGACGCAGUGUGUUCAGCUCAGGAGUUCAGCUGCUCUCAGGAUCUGUGUGUGUCCGAGGGAAGUGUGUGUGACUUCACUGACGACUGUGGAGAUUACAGCGAUGAGGAAAACUGCUCUGGAUAUAAGAGGUGUGGUUUUGAAGAUGGAUUCUGUGACUUGAUGCAGAGCUCAGAGUCCAGAUGGAUCAGAACUACCGAGGCUCCUGGACUCAAACACGACCACUCAAACACAUCAGCUCACUUCCUGUCCCUUUCACCUGGAACCAGAACCUCUGCAGACCUGAUCAGUCCUUUCUUCCUGCCCACUGAAACCUGCCAGCUGAGAGACCCUCAAAUAACAUCUGUUUGAACAUUAAAGCACAGGAGAAAUGUUACUUUAGUGGGAAUGCUGACACAGCAUUCCCACUAAAGAACGAGAGAGGAGACGAGGACACGAGAGAGGAGAGACGAGGACAUGAGAGAGGAGA
Messenger RNA from Trematomus bernacchii (emerald rockcod), 866 nucleotides. RefSeq names its product MAM and LDL-receptor class A domain-containing protein 1-like. Gene Ontology annotation, cellular component: membrane. Bases 344 to 748 code for a protein of 134 amino acids. NCBI's taxonomy places the organism in Eukaryota, Metazoa, Chordata, Actinopteri, Perciformes, Nototheniidae. The transcript has 4 exons. The record is from RefSeq and is a predicted model, not a curated record. Gene Ontology annotation, molecular function: protein binding.